AUGGCGUAUGCCCUUCAGCCGUCGUCGUAUGACACCGAGGAACCGUCGCCGUUGAAUAUCAUCUUGAAAGUACGAAGAUCGCCGAAUCAAGCGGCUCACACGUCACACGACGUCCCUUACCACUCACAACACACCCUGGAUCAUGUCGUUGGAGUGGAACCAGCCCCCAAGCCAUCACAAUUGCGGAUUACAACGAAUCCACCACGCAGUAAUAGCAUUUCCCAAGUCACGGUUGGGUGCAGCGUUGUAUCCGUGGGCUCUGGGUUGCUUGAUCAGCAACGGCCUCCACAGCCCUUACUCCGUAUUGGGGUUGCUACUGAAGAUACCGAAAAAAUGCGGGAUAGAAUGCCUAACUCUAAUGACAACUCUCAAUGCAUCCCACUCGAUGCGAGGCACGGUCUCGUGCACCCCCCCGCAAACGUUUCAGGCACCAAAACAUGGGCAAACAGACCAUAUCUUAGUCUGACGGUGGCACCUCAACUUGAUGAAUCAUCCGAUCCAAAACCCAGUGGGAGUUCUCUUGAUAGAUCUGGACUGUUUUCAGAUCCUGGAGUCGCUCGUGAAAACAGCGGAAUUCAAACGGCACAGCAGCAGUCGGACAUGACGGCAUCGCCAUCAGCACCACAAUAUUUGCGGCAAACAUCGGUUCAAAAUAAUCGCUUUAAGUAUGUGAAAUAUCCUAUGCGGGGACUGACUUCAAACAUGAGUUCUUUUUACGGUGCAGAACAAAUUGGACAGAUGCCGAAUGGAGUAGUAGGAGGCGGAGGAGGAAACUGGUCUUGCAGGGCACCAGAGCCUCAAAUGUACGGUAGUAAUUUUUCUGGCCCAGGAUAUAAUUCGUCGUCACCGCAUUUGUCGCAUCAGCAACCAUACCCCAGUCGUUACCCGCAACGACAACCACAACGGCAGCAGCAGCAAAUGCUUCCUUGUUCCUACUGUAAUCCUCAACAAGAGCCUCAAGGUUGGUGUAUGGAGAAUGACACUAGGUAUGGAUACAACGAACCCAACAACUUUGUUGUGCCGCCCAGUAUCCCUAACUAUUCUGGGGGUGGUGGUAGCAACAUACCGAUGAUGCAACCGUACAACAACAACUCGCAAUACCCUACACCACCGCCGCCUAUGCAGCAAUGGUCCAAUGGAGCGGGGCAGCCUCCGAUGAGUGGUAUAUCACCGAUGGAGUCUGGGCUACAGCGAACGCCUUUGUCUUAUUCGAUGACUACCAAUGAUGGCCUCGCGCGUUGCCCACCAUCAGUACAUGUAGCCAGAAUUGGUGUUCCUUCAAAUUUACCACUAUCUUCAGGCGCGAAAUAUGGCGGGAUGUCAGCCAAUUGGCGGACACAUUCACGAUACCCCAAUAAUCCACAGCAACAGUCACAACAGCGUCCGGUACCACCAGAUUACCGGUUUGAUGUGGGCGGCAGUUCACCAGGACCAUACCCGCAUCCAGCAUUACCAGGACGUCGCCCAGACCAACCUGAUAGUUUAGGUAAUGACCAUUUCUACGGGAAUCCCCAGAUGAAUCAUGAAUUUGCUCCACAUCAGACAACACAAAAUACAACAAAUUAUCCACAUCAACCUGGAUGA
This is a messenger RNA of Trypanosoma rangeli, 1584 nucleotides long. RefSeq lists its product as uncharacterized. The record is from RefSeq and is a predicted model, not a curated record. Bases 1 to 1584 code for a protein of 527 amino acids. The transcript has a single exon. NCBI's taxonomy places the organism in Eukaryota, Euglenozoa, Kinetoplastea, Trypanosomatida, Trypanosomatidae.